UGGAGCCGCUCCGCCAGCUCGGGCAGCGCCGUCCUCGCCCGCCCUCCCCGCGCCGAGGCUGCCCGCGGAAUGAGCGUCCCCGGGGCGGCUGCUGCUGCCGCCUCCACUCGGGCUCCGGCGGGCGGGCAGAGAGCGCGGCUGCCGGCGCGGUCGCUGCGGCGGGAGCGGAGUGAAUGACCGAGAGGAGCGGCGCGGAGAGGCAGCCCCGGGAUCAGGAUGCGGGCGCCCGCCAGCAUCCUCAACCUCCUGCUGCUGUCCUUGCUGGCCGGCCUCGAUCCCUCCAAGACUCAGAUCAGCCCCAAGGAAGGGUGGCAAGUUUAUAGUUCAGCCCAGGAUCCUGAUGGCCGUUGCAUUUGCACUGUUGUUGCACCUGAACAAAACCUAUGUUCAAGAGAUGCCAAAAGCAGGCAACUCAGACAGCUACUGGAGAAGGUUCAGAAUAUGUCCCAGUCUAUUGAAGUUUUAAAUUUACGGACUCAGAGGGAUUUCCAGUAUGUCUUAAAAAUGGAAACACAAAUGAAAGGGCUGAAGGCCAAGUUUCGGCAAAUUGAAGAUGACCGGAAGACAUUAAUGACAAAGCACUUUCAGGAGUUGAAAGAAAAGAUGGAUGAGCUCCUGCCACUGAUCCCAGUUCUGGAACAAUACAAAACUGAUGCCAAGUUGAUCACACAGUUCAAGGAGGAAAUUAGGAAUCUGUCUACUGUGCUCACUGGGAUUCAAGAAGAAAUUGGUGCUUAUGACUAUGAGGAACUACACCAGCGUGUAGUCAAUUUAGAAACCAGGCUUCGUGACUGCAUGAAAAAGCUCACAUGUGGCAAAUUGAUGAAAAUUACAGGUCCCAUUACAGUGAAGAUAUCUGGAACCCGAUUUGGAGCCUGGAUGACAGAUCCAUUAGCAUCAGAGAAAAAUAACCGAGUCUGGUACAUGGAUAGUUACACUAACAAUAAAAUUGUCCGUGAAUACAAAUCAAUUGCUGACUUCGUCAGUGGGGCUGAAUCAAGGACAUACAACCUUCCAUUCAAAUGGGCAGGAACCAACCACGUUGUCUACAAUGGCUCCCUCUAUUUCAACAAGUACCAGAGCAACAUCAUCAUCAAGUACAGCUUCGACACGGGCCGGGUGCUGGCUCAGCGCAGCCUGGAGUACGCCGGCUUCCACAAUGUCUACCCUUACACCUGGGGUGGCUUCUCUGACAUCGACCUGAUGGCAGAUGAAAUUGGGCUCUGGGCUGUGUAUGCCACCAACCAGAAUGCAGGCAACAUUGUCAUCAGCCAGCUGAACCAGGAUACGCUGGAGGUGCUGAAGAGUUGGAGCACGGGCUACCCAAAGAGAAGUGCUGGAGAGUCCUUCAUGAUCUGUGGCACCUUGUAUGUCACUAACUCACACUUAACAGGAGCCAAGGUCUACUAUUCCUACUCCACAAAAACCUCCACUUAUGAGUACACAGACAUUCCUUUCCAUAAUCAGUAUUUUCAUAUAUCCAUGCUUGACUACAAUGCAAGAGAUAGAGCUCUCUAUGCCUGGAAUAAUGGACAUCAAGUCCUGUUUAACGUCACCCUUUUCCACAUCAUUAAAACUGAGGAUGACUCAUAAUUUUCUUUCCCUUACCUCCCUCCCUCAAAGCAGUCUCAUUUGUGAUUAACUCUAAAAAAGAGUCCAUCUCUCUCAGUUCCUUUUAAUUUACAUUUCUUUCUUCAUUAAACAAAAGCAACAUUUUCUACUAUGUAAUGCAUUUCAAAUAUGGCUGAACCUGUCAAAAAGGACCUGUCAGAAAUAAAGUCAUGAUUCUGCAAGGUCUGUCAAGACCUUGUCUUGAAAAGCACUAAAGAGGAUUUAAAUGGCUAAAGAGAGUUUUUAAAAGAUUAUGACCUGCCUUAUUUUAGAGUCAGAGACUAAUGGUGGCUUAAAUGCAUGAAUGUCUUUUUUUACCUCAUUUUUUGUUUUAAUAUAUUGCUUAACUUCAGGAAACAUUUUGUUAGUGUCAGACACAUGUUGCACAAUGUAUUUUUUUAUUUAUUCCAAAAGAAAGAUUUAGGAAUUUAAUUUACUUAGACAAGGAGUAUGAUUCAUUUUGCCAUCAUCCAAUUUCAGAUGUGGUGCUGUACAGUAUGUUUUUAAAUCUCUUGCAAACAUUUUAUCAACAGUAUGUAUUUCUACCAUUGUAACCACCAUUGUGCAAUUGUAUCUCUUCACUUAUGUGAAAGUAAACUAAGUACUAUUUUUUAUAAAAUAUAUUGAAGCUUAAUUGCAA
Messenger RNA from Catharus ustulatus (Swainson's thrush), 2251 nucleotides. It is a transcript of the gene OLFM3, whose product is annotated as olfactomedin 3. The record is from RefSeq and is a predicted model, not a curated record. Gene Ontology annotation, biological process: signal transduction. NCBI's taxonomy places the organism in Eukaryota, Metazoa, Chordata, Aves, Passeriformes, Turdidae. The coding region runs from base 217 to 1593 and encodes 458 amino acids. The transcript is spliced from 6 exons.